AUGGCUUUGACAAUCGCAGGUACCCAUUUGGCUCUUGGACCCCUCCUGUCAGGAUGUUACAGCAUUGUAAAAGGCAUUAAUCAGCUUCGGCAAAGCUACAACUUUAUGCCCUUGACCUUGACAUCCAUUGUCUUGACCUGCAACACGACCAGCUCAACCUUGAACAAAGUCGACUCGACUCUUGCAGAAUACUCUGGAACAGCCAGAGACCUCACUCAGGAGCUUUUCGAGCAGUUUGAUGGUAUCAAGAUUGGAUGUACCAUGACUCUUUCCCUCCUCGAAAGGCAUGUCUCAGAUCUACUCGACACCGCUAGCAGCGAGAUGCCGCUCAAGGCUCAGAAGGCAUCGAGAACGGACAAUUUAAAAGCCUUGUAUAAUGAGUCUGACAUGAAAGAGCUUUUUGGACAACUCAAAGACUACAAUGCACUAUUAAACACGAUUUUGAACCAAUUGCUCAGCGACAAGCAGAACACAAUGAUAGACAUGAUGACGAACCAGGAGAAAACACUGAAAACCAUGUUUCAAGCUCAAAACUCGCUCCGCAGAUUUCUCCACGAUGGUCCCGUCGAUAAGGAGACUGACACCGCAAGCAUCCUUUCCUCAACCACCAGCGGGACCGCUUUGACUGCGUUCGAUUUUGACUCAAUCAUCAAAUCUACUGCAGUCUACAAGCGUUGCAUGAACCGGCGUGGCGACGAACAAAGCCUCUUGGAGUGCUUGAGGGGAUUGACGGUUCAAUACGAUCCAGCCCGCACGACAGAUGGAGCAGCUACCGAUGAGAGAGGGGCAUUGACCUCCAUGCAGAGUCACCACAAAAUACUCACAGAAACCAUAGCAACACCACGAGAAGAUCAUGUGAUGACGGCAUCUCGUUCUAGUCCUCCACCGCGAGUCUUCGCAUAUCAUCCUCGUCCAUUCAACAACGAAGCGCAUGCGAAAUCAUCCGCCGUCCCGUUGGACUCGUCGGACCCGGACACUACGUAUGGUAGUGAUGCGUCAGAUCCUGAAGAUGUCCCGCCCAUGCGACUCUCAGAUUCUGGGAGGACGAUAUCAGAUCAUGUGAAGAAAGUGGUUGACACACGAUUACCCCACAGCGAGACCAUCUUCGUGCCCAGUAGCAAGCAUGAUUCAGAGACAUACGGCCCUCAAAGCGUAGAGGAGAACAGGCAUGCGCCACCGCAUGCUCGCUCAACUCUCCUCUAUGACAUUUUCUCAGGGAUCUGGAACAUAGCAUCGCAUAUGGACAGGGGUCGGACUACGAAAGACUGGUUCUGGAUCUUCGAGCCCAAGGAAGAGACAAUCAGUGUGGCGGUCUCGUCGAACCAUCUUCUCGCAGCCGCUACGCGAAACGGAAUCCUGAUCUGGAAUAUGUGUACUGGUGAAGAGUUGGCUAAGAUCAGCUGCAUCAUUGAGGCAAAUUCCUAUCCAGGAGUGAUCUUCUCUCUACGAACUCUGCUGUGA
Messenger RNA from Aureobasidium musti, 1461 nucleotides. The record is from the annotation of a GenBank genome assembly. Lineage: Eukaryota; Fungi; Ascomycota; Dothideomycetes; Dothideales; Saccotheciaceae.